AUGAACCGGGAGGUUGAAUUAUGGAAUCCCGAUACUGUGGAUAUCAGCGGCGACGACGAAGAAGACGAUGACGAGGAUAUUGCCUAUGACGACGAUGAGGACGAAUUUGGACUACCCAGCAUUACCAGCAUGCGAAAAAAGCAGAGCAAGAGUGCCAAUUCGACCCGAGGCAGAUCCGGUGAUCUGAGCAGUAUCGCACGUGGUAGUACUUCAAGCCUGGGAGUCAACCAAGGAAGCAAUAGACGACGCGCAAAUAGUUCAGAUAUCGCCGAGGAGCGCGGGUCGUCUAUGUAUCCAAUAGCGAAGAAUAAUGAAGGAAAGAUCCUACGUCCCCAGUAUAAGGACAUCCUGAGAGAUCCUGCCAAUGUCUUGAAUCUCAUUAAUCAUGCGCCACCUCCGAAGAAUGCGACUCCGAAGGAGAUGGACAUGUAUUCGAGUCGCAUUUCGAGAAUCAAUAAGUUCAAGCGUCUGCUCCAGACAAGCACCGUUUCUUUACCAGAAUUGAGGAAUCUCGCAUGGUCUGGAAUUCCACCUGAAGUCCGUGCCAUGACUUGGCAAAUUCUGCUUGGUUAUCUUCCUACCAACAGCGAACGACGUGUGUCGACACUAGAGAGGAAACGCAAGGAGUAUCUGGACGGUGUUCGACAGGCCUUCGAGCGUAGCACCGCCCCUGGAAAUUCGUCGGCUUCUACAGGCCGCGGUAGAGGCUUAGAUGAGGCGAUCUGGCAUCAGAUUAGUAUCGACGUUCCUCGUACCAGCCCUCAUAUCCAACUCUACGGCUACGAAGCUACCCAGCGCUCAUUGGAGAGAAUUCUCUACGUUUGGGCGAUUCGACAUCCCGCUAGCGGUUAUGUACAAGGAAUCAACGACCUUGUCACACCAUUUUGGCAGGUCUUUCUUGGUCUUUAUGUCACGGAUCUCAAUGUAGAAGAGGGCAUGGAUCCGGGUCAAUUGCCCCGAAGUGUGCUUGACGCCGUGGAGGCCGAUUCAUUUUGGUGCCUGACCAAACUUCUUGACGGUAUCCAGGAUAAUUAUAUAUACGCCCAACCAGGUAUACACAGGCAAGUGAGAGCUUUGCGCGACUUAACGAUGCGUAUUGAUUCCACUCUUGCAAAACAUCUUGAGAAUGAAGGAGUCGAGUUCAUGCAAUUCAGCUUUCGAUGGAUGAACUGCUUGCUCAUGCGGGAGAUGAGUGUCCAAAAUACCAUUCGGAUGUGGGACACCUACAUGGCUGAGGAGCAGGGGUUUUCACGCUUCCACCUGUAUGUCUGCGCUGCGUUCCUUGUCAAGUGGACAGAGCAGUUGGUCAAAAUGGACUUUCAGGAAAUUUUGAUGUUUUUGCAGGCACUCCCAACACGAGAUUGGACCGAGAAGGAUAUUGAGCUCUUGCUUAGCGAAGCAUUCAUCUGGCAGAGUCUAUUCCAGGAUUCCCGGGCCCAUCUUCGCCCGGCUGAUCAACCCUACGUUUGGGGCAUGGGUUCCGGCUCGAUUCUCUUCAUCGGUACCACCUGA
Molecule: messenger RNA, 1512 nt
Organism: Aspergillus clavatus NRRL 1
Lineage: Eukaryota; Fungi; Ascomycota; Eurotiomycetes; Eurotiales; Aspergillaceae
Product: GTPase-activating protein GYP1
Exons: 5
Coding region: 1-1512 (503 amino acids)
Biological process (GO): activation of GTPase activity
Cellular component (GO): Golgi apparatus
Molecular function (GO): GTPase activator activity
Source: RefSeq, a predicted model, not a curated record